AUGCAAGAAGAAGGUUCGGUUUAUCAUUCACCCCAGAUGGGAGGUAGACUUAUCUUCAGUGCGGACGAAGAAACAAGUUCACUGGGAGAUACACUGGGAGAUACGGUUCUGUCGGAAGGGGAAGAAACUGAAGAAGAAAGGAAAUUGGAGCUGUUGGAUCAGUUUGCAAUUCCAGUCAAGCGUCUCCUUUUGCAAACUUUGUGUGCCAAUGGGGGGUUCAAACAAGUUCUUAGCAUCAUUCUUGUAGUAGAGGAUCGUUGGUUGCGUUCGAACUUCAAGAUACCCAUCAGCAGAGACAAUGCAGCAGGAGUCAAAGUCUGGUUGACUACAGGUCCUCAGUCCCACAGUGUAGACAUUGACAAAUCGAAUAUUGUCACCCAAUAA
This is a messenger RNA of Cylindrotheca closterium, 384 nucleotides long. Lineage: Eukaryota; Bacillariophyta; Bacillariophyceae; Bacillariales; Bacillariaceae. The record is from the annotation of a GenBank genome assembly.